Eriocheir sinensis (Chinese mitten crab) is the source of this 1162-nucleotide messenger RNA. RefSeq lists its product as uncharacterized. Lineage: Eukaryota; Metazoa; Arthropoda; Malacostraca; Decapoda; Varunidae. The coding region runs from base 519 to 1097 and encodes 192 amino acids. The record is from RefSeq and is a predicted model, not a curated record. The transcript is spliced from 2 exons.
GGGAGCGUGGACGCGUGUGGUCUAACCGAGCACGCGCCGCCGCCUCCGGGACCUCGCGUGCGCUCCUCCUCUGCCUCCUGUGUGUGGGUACCCGCUGUGCGCUCUCUCCUUCCCCGGUGCCUCUUUGCUGCAUAAUUGUCCUCGCUGACGCUGUGAUACUCUGGACGCGUGCACUUGAUGUCCGGUGGCAGCUGUUCCUCUGCGCUGAACCGUCUGCGUCAGCUCGGGCUCUUGAGGAACAUGAAAACCACGCUGCGCCCCGCCUCCCCUUCCGCCCCCCACCGCAAUACCCUUUCCGCCGCCCCCUUACUCCGCCUCGCUGACGGGGGCGGGUCGAGCUGAAAGAAAACGAGACUCCGGCGUCGCUCGUGCAUGUGUGGUGCCGGGGACGGGAGGAGGCGAGGGCCGGACGUCCAGACAGACAGGCCGGCGUGGUGAUGUGUGUUGGUGUCGCCGCGGCGGUGUAGUGAUGAUCAAGUGUCCUGUGUGUUGGUAGAGGCCGGGAGUCUGUCCUCAGCAUGGCGGGGCGUCGCGCUGCCCUUCCCCUCGCCUCCCGCCUCCUGCUGGUGCUCGUGAUGACAAGGCCCGUUCUCGCGUGCUGGCCGGACUACGUGGAGCAGGGCGCGGAGCAGGCCGACGUGGUGGUCAUGGCGAAGGUCAUCCACGUGGGGUCAACUCGCGGUCACGGACUCAAUAGUUUUUAUAAUCUAGUGCGAAUACAAGUGAAAACGUUCCUGAAGGGCGAGGAAACGUGUCGGAAACAUGUGCAAAGACCGGAGUGGGAGGAGGAGGCCACGUUUGUCGAGGUGCCUGACCCUCCUUCCUCCCCGCCCACGGAUCCGCCCCUGGGUGUGGACGGCGUGUCGGCCCGGGGCACCUGCAGCGGGCGGGUGCGGGUCGGGGACAUCAUGAUCUUCUUCCUCCGCCCCAAGACCCAAACCGAGGUCAGGGAAGGUCGUAGUGCCGCGGCGACCUUCCUCGUGACCUCGCAGCCCAUCAAGCUCAACCUUCAGCUCCUGAGGUACACCCAGACUGCAGUGCAAGGUGAGUACCCGCUGGUGCUGUGUUGGUGCUGUGCUGUACUUAUUUUGUUGUGAUGUGUUGUACCGUUCUAUGCUGUGCUGUAUCGUGUUGUCCUGGAGGGUUGUGCUUUUUUAUGCUC